AUGGGUGAGCUAACAUUCUUUCUUGGACUACAAAUUCUACAAACUGAAGAAGGAACCUUCAUAUGUCAGACCAAAUACACAAAAGAACUGAUUCAAAAAUUUGGUUUGAGCAAUGCAAAAUCAAUUGGCACACCAAUGAGUCCUUCCACAAAUCUAGACAAAGAUGAGCAGGGAAUUCUUGUUGAUGAAACUAAAUAUCGUGGAAUGAUUGAAUCAUUACUGUAUCUGACAGCAAGUCGACUGGACAUUAUGUUCAGCGUGUGUGAUAAGGAUGACAGGAAAAGCACAAGCAGCACAUGUCAAUUACUGGGAAAGGCUUUAAUAUCUUUGAACAGUAGAAAACAAGCUUCAGUUGCGCUAUCCACUACUGAAGCUGAAUACAUUGCUAUAGGACAAUGCUGCGCACAACUAUUAUGGAUAUCUCAUCAACUGGGUGAUUAUGAAAUUUUCUUUCGUCGUUCAAUGUUUGGAAAACCAAUCAUCGCAUCCCUUUAA
Molecule: messenger RNA, 495 nt
Organism: Nicotiana attenuata
Lineage: Eukaryota; Viridiplantae; Streptophyta; Magnoliopsida; Solanales; Solanaceae
Exons: 3
Coding region: 1-495 (164 amino acids)
Source: RefSeq, a predicted model, not a curated record